AUGCAAAAGAUUUCAAAAAAGAGAGCUUGCGAUAGAUGUCACUUUGGAAAAAGGCUGUGCAAGGGAGGAUUACCUUGUUGGAGUUGCAAAAAACUGAACACAGAGUGUACUUUUAAGCGUCCAAUUAAUAAAAAUGGAAGACCAAGAACUAGAGUUGGUAAAAAGGAGAUUGAAUCUUCCCAGAAACAGAAGUAUAGUCAUAAUGGCUGUGUCAAUUGCAAGCUAAGAAAAAAGAAAUGCGAUGAAAACUGGCCCAUUUGUGGAAGUUGUCAUAGGCAGAAUGUAACUUGUUCAGGGGAUAUAUCAGAAGGUAAUAACAACCUUCGAGAGGUGGCCGAAAAUCGUACUUCACUCCAUAAUUCACUUGAAUUACCGUUGGAUAUAUCAGAAAAUUGCCACAGCUCUAAAGAGAAACGUAUUCUGGAUGAAUUACUCUUUGUUUCAGAUGCUUUAAUUGAAAAUAGCUAUUCUCGAAAAAGGGAUGUUGGAAAAAUUUGUACCGAAAUGGAUUCGUUUUUUCGUUCAGAAGCUCUUUUACCAUUUAAUGGAAGAGAAAAAUUCCUUCUUAACUCUUUGGUUGGUUACGAAUCAAAAGAUGUGACUGGAGCAUCUGAAAAGUUUGAAGAACUCAAUAAAUUAAGAAGCAAAACCAAUGAGAUUCAACAAAGUAGUGACUCAGGAAUCCCUGUUGGGAAGUCUUCAGGCAAGAGUAAGGCAUUUGAAUUCAAAAGAAAUGAUUUAUUAACUAUUGUACAGCUAGCGAGCUGUGAGGUUCCAAAGAAAGAGAUGGACCUAUUGAUGUACUUCAUAUCAGACGUUUCAUGUCUUCUUUUCGUAGAUAAAACGUCAACAAAGUUUUUGAGUACAAUUAUUCCAUUGUGUAUUCAAGAUGAGCAAGUUCGCUAUCCUGUCAUUAGCAUCUCUGCAUCGCAUAGAGCCAAUACGAUAGAAACGGUUCCCCAAUAUCACAGGGAUGCCGCAUUAUAUAGAGCGAAGUCCCAAGGACAGCUAACAAAAGCAGGAAUGGUUGGGAUUAAUAUGGAGAAGCUUCUUUUAAGUGUCCUUUUAAUCGCUGUUCAAGAAGUCCUAGAGGGGACUUCUCUUCUCUGGAGCAUUGCUUUAGAAAGGGCUGCUGAGAUAAUUCAUCAAGAAGGUGGCUUGAAAGAAGUCUGCGAAGCUUCUCCAAUCGCAGUCCAGCUAUUUUGCUACUUGGAUUUGAUAUCAUCUCUUAGCACAUGCUCAACCCCAUAUUUGGAACGAACUUCUUCACUGGAGCGACCGUUUCUGUAUGAUGAAGUUGACGAAACUUAUAUCGAAGACAUUUUGAAUUGUAAAUUUGGAUUUAAAUUUGGUAUCGGUGGUCAGCUUUUCAAAAUUAUUGGCAAUAUUUCAACAUUGGCUAGUUUAAGAUUCUCAAGACACAAGAGUAAAAUUUAUGAGGAACAGUUCAAUUCACUCGCAACUAUCAUAGAAUUGAAAUUGCAAGAAUGGUCGCCUCCUAUUGGAGAUAUAAUAGAUAGAUAUCAAAUCAAUGGUUCAGAGGACAAUGGAAAAUUGCAACUUUCCUCAUAUACGGUGGCCUUACAAUGGUCAUCAUUCUUGAGAUUAUAUCAAGUGCAAUAUGGUUAUAAUAGAAAAGAUCCUAGAGUAGAGGCUUGUCUCAGCAUAAUUUUACGCUCUGUAAAAGUAAUUGAUGUUUUUUCAGACCUAGAAACUAGUCUCAUGUUUCCGUUAGUAAUGGCAGGAUCCGUUGCUUAUAAUGAUGACGAUAGGUCGUAUGUAUUACUGAGAAUUAGGUCAAUAAGAGAGAGGUUAAAAUUUAACUAUAUUCAAGAGUUUGAAAAAUUAUUAACUACUAUAUGGAGUAAAGACAACGAGGAAGGUGAUAUGGUCAAUUGGGCAUCAAUCAGAUUUUUUCGUUUUCUGGGUUUGGUGAUGUUCUAG
This is a messenger RNA of Priceomyces carsonii, 1944 nucleotides long. RefSeq lists its product as uncharacterized. Bases 1 to 1944 code for a protein of 647 amino acids. Lineage: Eukaryota; Fungi; Ascomycota; Pichiomycetes; Serinales; Debaryomycetaceae. The record is from RefSeq and is a predicted model, not a curated record. Gene Ontology annotation, biological process: positive regulation of transcription by RNA polymerase II. Gene Ontology annotation, molecular function: zinc ion binding; DNA-binding transcription factor activity, RNA polymerase II-specific; transcription cis-regulatory region binding. The transcript has a single exon. Gene Ontology annotation, cellular component: nucleus.